Nerophis ophidion (straightnose pipefish) is the source of this 9613-nucleotide messenger RNA. RefSeq names its product protein tweety homolog 3-like. Gene Ontology annotation, molecular function: volume-sensitive chloride channel activity; intracellularly calcium-gated chloride channel activity. Gene Ontology annotation, cellular component: plasma membrane. The record is from RefSeq and is a predicted model, not a curated record. The transcript has 15 exons. NCBI's taxonomy places the organism in Eukaryota, Metazoa, Chordata, Actinopteri, Syngnathiformes, Syngnathidae. The coding region runs from base 365 to 2029 and encodes 554 amino acids.
ACCACCUAGGUGUCGAUGUUUGGUAUCGCGCACGCAGUCUUUGAAGCAGUGUGUCUUCUGUCCUUGGUCGACGAACAGGCUGGACGGCGGCGUCGUUUCACGGCGAAGGUGAAGACGCGAAUAUCCGCGACCACGACGGCUCUCUUUUCCUCAACCCUGCCCCGACUUUUUAGGCGGAGGCAGCCGGGCUGAAAUGUGAGCAGGCGGACCGCCGGUGGAGCCCCCGCGGAUGGAUGAGACCGCAGCGCCGCGUUGAUGCGGCAGCGAGCCUUCCAACACACCGCAGGACAUCAGCCGCUAGUGUUUGUGCGAGGAAUCCGGUUUUCGCGAGGAACAAAAUAGCCGCCCUCUACCGGCUUUAAGAAUGGCAGCCGUGGUCAACUACUCGCCGCCCUGGUGGGUCAACCUGCUCCACCGCUUGCCUCAUUUCAACCUGGACUUCCAGAUGGUCAGCAGCGACUUCCGGCCCGAAGACCCCGAGUAUCAGAAGUCGGUGCUGCUGCUGGGGGCCGUGGCCCUGCUGUGUUUGGGCCUGGACCUCCUCUUCCUCCUCUUCUACUCCUUCUGGCUUUGUUGCCGCCGCCGCAAGAGCGGCGAGUCCUCGCACUCCCACACGCACUCCCAGCAGCCCAGCGCCGACUGCUGCUGCACCGCCUGGUGCGUCAUCAUCGCCACCCUUGUCUGCAGCGCCGGCAUCGCGGUGGGUUUCUACGGAAACGGGGAGUCGAGCGAUGGCGCCAGCCGCCUGGCCUACUCCCUGCGCCACGCCAACCGCACCGUGUCCGGGAUCGAGAAACUGGUGUCGGACAGCGCUCUGGCGCUCAACCAGACUGUGGAGGAGAACCUGGUCCAGCUGGAGACGGCCUACAAGGAGCAGACGGACUACCUGUCCGUGGUCCAGAAGCUGCAGGGACAGCUGGACGAGCUGGUGAAGCUGAUGGUGGACAUCCCUUUCUGGUCCAACACGCAGAUUUCUCUGGAGGACAUGGCCAGCCAGACGGAGGCUUUUGACUUCUACAGGUGGUUGGGUUACCUGGGCUUGCUGCUGUUUGAUGUCCUCAUUUGUCUCCUGGUGCUCUUUGGCCUGAUCCGGAACUCCCGGGGAACUCUGAUCGGCGUGUGUCUGCUGGGGGUGCUGACACUCGUCGUCAGCUGGGGGUCUCUGGGCCUGGAACUGGCUGUCGCUGCGUCGACCAGCGACUUCUGCGAUUCGCCCGACGCCUACAUCGCCCGGGCGACCAAGGAGAACGCCGUCAUCAAUCAAGACGUCUUGCAGUACUACCUGAGGUGCAGCCCCGGCCAGGUCAACCCAUUCCAGCAGAGGCUGUCUGGGAGUCACAAGGCGUUGGUGGAGAUGCAGGACGAUGUGGCCGAGCUGCUGCGGUCUGCCACGCGGGACUAUGCCAACACAAAGGGGACUCUGGAGCAGAUCCAGUUCGUGCUGAACUCCACCGAGGUCGGCCUCCACCAGCUGACGGCGCUGGUGGACUGUCGCAGCCUGCACAUGGAUUACGUGCAGGCGCUGACGGGCCUGUGCUACGACGGCGUGGAGGGCCUCAUCUACCUGGUGCUCUUCUCCUUCGUCACCGCCCUCAUGUUCUCUUCCAUCGUGUGCAGCGUGCCGCACACCUGGCCUGGCAAGAGGACGGACGAGGAGGACGGCGAGGACGAGUCGGGCGCCUCGCGGGGCGGCGUUCACGAUAACCUGUACCGCGUUCACAUGCCCAGUCUCUACAGCUGUGGCUCCAGCUACGGUAGCGAAGCUAGCCUGCCCGCCACCGCCCACACCGUCAGCAAUGCCCCCGUCACUGAAUACAUGAACCAGAACGCAAACUUUCAGAACCCGCGGUGUGAGAACACCCCCUUGAUUGGCAGGGAGUCCCCUCCACCCUCUUACACCUCCAGUAUGAGAGCCAAGUACCUGGCCACCAACCGUCCGGACCAGAACCGCCGCUCCGUCCCCAACGACCAGCUGGACCCCGCCAGCCGGCCGCACGCCACCGCCCGACCACAGUCCUCGGUCCACUAGGGACCAGAACGGCUGAAAGAAGGGUUCCGUUCUCAACAACAGAGCCCGAACUCAACCGACGGACGACAAGAAGCACACUUUUGUCCACUUAACUUAAACACAACGCGCCUUGGCUCCUCCCCCUUACAACUUGCAAACCACUAGGCUCCGCCCACUGCCCCCUGGUGGACACACUCCCACACUGUACAAAGAUGUACAUAAUAACGUGCUGUGCCGUGCACUUCAUUACUCUAGCUCUUAAACACACAUUGUGAAGAAAUAAUAAUAAUAAUAAUAAUAUCAGAAUCAUCCAUCCAUCCAUUUUCUACCGCUUGUCCCUUUUGGGGUAGCGGGGGGUCGCUGGAGUCUAUCUUAGCUGCACCUCAUCGCAGGGCUAAUAAUACAAAUUAUGCAAAUUUUAAAAAAAAACCUUGUUGUGAAAAAUUAGUUGGAAUUUCACACGAAAAAGGUCAAAAUUUUACAAGAAAAACUUAAAAAAACUUUAUUAGAAUAAAAGUCGUAAUUUUAGUCAACGCAAUUCAAAAUUUUACAAGGAAAAUUUUUUCAAAUGCUGACUUUUGUCAUAAUUUUGCCAAGUAAAAUUCAGAUUAUUAUUACAAUAUUGCCAAAAACUUUCAAGUUGUCUUAUGAAAUUGUGACAUUUGUCGAGUAAAAUUACAAUUCUUUUCAUAAAGAGAAAAAAAAAAGGUCACAAUUUCACAAGAAAUAGUUAGAAUGUUGGGGUUGUUACAAUUAAAGUCGUAAUUUUAGCCAACGCAAUUCAAAAUUUUACAAAGAAAAUUUUUGAUUAAAAUGCUGACUUUUGUCAUAUUUUGCCAAGUAAAAUUCAGAUUAUUACAAUAUUGCCAAAAACUUUCAAGUUGUCUUAUGAAAUUGUGACUUUUGUCGAGUAAAAUUACGACUCUUUUCAUAAAGAGAAAAGAAAAAGGUCACAAUUUCACAAGAAAAAAUUUGAAUUUUGGGGUUAUUACAAUAAAAGUUGUAAUUUUAGUCAACGCAAGUCAAAAUUUUACAAGAAAAACUUUGAAUUUUGGCGGUAUUAGAAUAAAAGUCAUAAUUUUAGUCAACGCAAUUCGAAAUUUUCCAAGGAAAAUUUUUGAGUAAAAUGCUGACUUUUGUCAUAAUUUUGGCUAGUAAAAUUCAGAUUAUUAUUACAAUAUUGCCAAAAAUGUUCAAGUUGUCUUAUGAAAUUGUGACUUUUGUCGAGUAAAAUUAUGACUCUUUUCAUAAAGAGAAAAGAAAAAGGUCACAAUUUCACAAGAAAAAGUUCGAAUUUUGAAGUUAUUACAAUUAAAGUCGUAAUUUUAGUCAACACAAGUCAAAAUUUUACAAGAAAAACUUAAAAUUUUGACAGUAUUAGAAUAAAAGUUAUAGUUUUAGUCAACGCAAUUCAAAAUUUUACAAGGAACAUUUUUGAGUAAAAUAAUGACUUUUGUCAUAAUUUUGCCAAGUAAAAUUCAGAUUAUUAUUACAAUGUUGCCAAAAAUGUUCAAGUUGUCUUAUGAAAUUGUGACUUUUUUCGAGUAAAAUUACGACUGUUUUCAUAAAAAGAAAAGAAAAAGGUCACAAUUUUACAAGAAAAAGUUAGCAUUUUGGGGUUGUUACAAUUAAAGUCGUAAUUUCAGUCGACGCAAGUCAAAAUUUUACUGGAAAAACUUAUAAUUUUGGUGGUAUUAGAAUAAACGUCAUAAUUUUAGUCAAUUCAAGUCAAAAUUUUACAACAAAAACUGAACAUGUGUGCAGUAUUAUGAUAAAAGUUGGAAUUUUACUCAAUAACAGUCGCAAUUUUACAAGAAAAGCUUAAAAUGUGGGGAAUUUUAUGAAGAGUCGUAAUUUUACUUGACAAAAUUCACAAUUUCAUGAGAAAACUGACAUUUUGGCAAUAUUGUAAUGAUUAAAUUUGACUUGGCAAAAUUAUGAUACAUUUCGAAUUGCAUUGACUAAAAUGACGACUUUUAUUCUAAUACCGCCAAAGUUCUAAGUUUUUCUUGUAAAAUGUUGAAUUGGGUUGACUAGAAUUACGACUUUUAUUCUAAUAGCGCCAAAAUUCCAAGUUUUUCUUGUAAAAUUUUGAAUUGCGUUGACUAAAAUUACGAUUUUUCUUCUUAUAGUGCCAAAAUUCGAAGUUUUUCUUGUAAAAAUUACAAUUGCGUUGACUAAAACAUGACUUUUAUUCUAAUACCGCCAAAAUUGUAAGUUUUUCUCGUAAAAUGUUGAAUUGCGUUGACUAAAAUUAUGACUUUUAUUCUAAGACCGCCAAAAUUCAAAGUUUUUCUUGUAAAAUUUUGAAUUGCGUUGACUAAAAUUAUGACUUUUGUUCUAAUACCGCCAAAAUUCAAAUUUUUUCUUGUAAAAUCUUGAAUUGCAUUGACUAAAAAUUUGACUUUUAUUCUAAUAGCGCCAAAAUUCAAAGUUUUUGUUGUAAAAUUUUGAAUUGCGUUGACUAAAAAUACGACUUUUAUUAUAAUACUGCCAAAAUUCUAAUUUUUUCUUGUAAAAUCUUGAAUUGCAUUGACUAAAAAUUCGACUUUUAUUCUAAUAGCGCCAAAAUUCUAAGUUUUUGUUGUAAAAUUUUGAAUUGCGUUGACUAAAAAUACGACUUUUAUUAUAAUACUGCCAAAAUUCUAAUUUUUUCUUGUAAAAUCUUGAAUCGCGUUGAUUAAAAUUACGACUUUUAUUACAAUACCGCCAAAAUUCUAAGUUUUUCUUGUAAAAUUUUGAAUUGCAUUGACUAAAAUUAUGACUUUUGUUCUAAUAGCGCCAAAAUUCUAAGUUUUUCUUGUAAAAUCUUGAAUUGCGUUGCCUAAAAUUAUGAGUUUUAUUCUAAAAGCGCCAAAAUUCUAAGUUUUUCUUGUAAAAUUUUGAAUUGCGUUGACUAAAAUUAUGACUUUAGUUCUAAUACCGCCAAAAUUACAAGUUUUUCUUGUGAAAUUGUGACCUUUUCUUCUGAAAUUCGUACUCAUUUUUCACAACAAGCUUUUUUAUAUUUGCAUAGUAUGUGUGUAUUAGCCCUGCGACUAGGGGGCGAUUUGUCCAAGGUGUACCCCGCCUUCCGCCCGAAUGCAACUGAGAUAGGUUCCAGCGACCCCAAAAGGGACAAGCGGUAGAAAAAGGAUGGAUGGAUGGAAUAAUAAUAAUAAUAAUAAUAAUAAUAAUAUGACGUUUAGCUAGAAUCUAACUUCAAACAUGGACUUUUUCCAGGAAUUCUUUGGAUUUCAGCACUUGAAGGACACACAAAAAAAAAAAAGGUGCCAAAACAAACAAAGGAUGCCUGACUCUGUGGGAGAAGAGAUGCUUAUUUGUCGCCUCGAAAUAACGACAACAAAUGUCAUCGUACGACGACAACGAGGGAAGACGGGAAAACAGGAGGUGUUUGCUCGGUGCUACGUGAGUAACGUUUUCCAGUCAUUUUUUUUUUUUUUAGCCUAGGACUAAAUAUUGGACGUUUACAAAAAGUGAUACUGUGACAAACUUUUACCGACUUUUUUAUUGUUUAGUUUUUUUUACGUCCUCAGAAGCACAAGUUUUUCUUCUGCUAAUGUACAGCCUGUGUAAAAACUACGCUAGCGUGUGAGACGGGUUAGCUUACGCCCCUUUUGUUGACAUUAUCGCUUUGACGUCGCGCGUCAACAUGCUAGGAAAAAUAUAACGACUAAAGGCUGUAAUGUGCAUGCCAGACCAGUAGUUGGCGAUGUUAUUUAGUAAAGCUUUUUUUUUUAUGCGACAUGGCUUGCUAACGCAGCUGCGCACAUUAGCAAUUGCAUUAUAUGUCAAGUGUAGUUCGUAAACGCUACUACCGUCUUCCGAUGUUUUUGACUAAACACACUUCGUUUUUAGCGUUCCUAUGACAAAAGUAAAUUAUCGGGUUUUUAGGAAAUGUGGUACUUGUAUGUAAACAAAUGUCCAAAACUACUAAGUUUUAGUCGUUCAUUUUAGUCGAGUGAGCAUUUGUGUCGUAGCUGCCAACAAUUACGACGUUAAAGCGUUACAACAUUUCGAUCCAACGACCACUUCUCAUAUUAGCGAGACGAUCUCGUCUGAUUCUUUCGGAACAUGUUCGACGCUAAGAACAGUGUUCGACGCUAAGAACCGUGUUCUUGCGCUUUGGAUGCGUUAAAAGUUCGUACAAAAUGCAAUUUAAUGUUCCACCGUUACUGUGUAAAAGUUUUCACAGUUUUUUGUUUUUAGCGUUCAUAUGACAAAAGUACAUUUAUCGGAGUUUAGGAAAUGUGCUACUUGUAUACCAACAAAUGUCCAAAACUACUACAUUUUAGUCGAAUUAGCAUUUGUGUCGUAGCUGCCAACAAUUACGACGUUACAGCGUUACAACAUUUCGAUCCAACGACCACUUCUCAUAUUAGCGAGACGAUCUCGUCUGAUUCUUUCGGAACAUGUUCAACGCUAAGAACAGUGUUCUUGCGCUUUGGACGCGUUAAAAGUUUGUACAAAAUGCGAUGCAAUGUUCCACCGUUAAAGUUUUCACAGUUUUUGGUUUUUAGCGUUCCUAUGACAAAAGUAAAUUUAUCGGGUUUUAGGAAAUGUGGUACUUGUAUAUAAACAUAUGUCCAAAACUACUAAGUUUUAGUCGUUCAUUUUAGUCGAGUUAGCAUUUGUGUCGUAGCUGCCAACAAUUACGACGUUACAGCGUUACAUUUCGAUCCAAUGACCACUUCUCAUAUUAGUGAGACAAUCUCGUCUGAUUCUUUCGGAACAUGAUCGACGCCCUGAACAGUGUUCUUGCGCUUUGGAUGCGUUAAAAUUUUGUACAAAAUGCGAUGCAAUGUUCCACCGUUACUGUGUAAAAGUUUUCACAGUUUUUCGUUUUUAGUGUUCCUAUGACAAAAGUACAUCUAUCGGGUUUUUCGGAAGUGCGCUACUUGUAUGUAAAUAAAUGUCCAAAAAUACUAAGUUUUAGUCGUUCAUUUUGGUCGAGUGAGCAUUUGUGUCGUAGCUGCCAACAAUUACGACGUUACAGCGCUACAACAUUUCGAUCCAACGACCACUUCUCAUAUUAGCGAGACGAUCUCGUCUGAUUCUUUCGGAACAUGUUCGACGCUAAGAACAGUGUUCUUGCGCUUUGGAUGCGUUAAAAGUUCGUACAAAAUGCGAUGCAAUGUUCCACCUUUACUGUGUAAAAGUUUUCACAGUUUUUUGUUUUUAGUGUUCCUAUGACAAAAGUAAAUCUAUCGGGUUUUUAGGAAGUGCUCUACUUUUAUGUAAACAAAUGUCCAAAACUACUAAAUUCUAGUCGUUCAUUUUAGUCGAAUUAGCAUUUGUGUCUUAGCUGCCAACAACUGCGACGUUACAGCACUACAACAUUUUAAUCCAACGACCACUUCUCAUAUUAGCGAGAUGAUCUUGUCUGAUUCUUUCGGAACAUGUUCCACAGUAAGACUGCAACUAGCCGUACUGCAAGUGUUCUUGCGCUUCGGAUGCGUUAAAAGUUCGUUCAAAAUGCGAUGCAAUGUUCCACCGUUACUGUGUAAAAGUUUUCACAGUUUUUCGUUUUUAGCGUUCCUAUGACAAAAGUAAAUUUAUCGGGUUUUAGAAAAUGUGCUACCUGUAUACAAACAAAUGUCCAAAACUACUACGUUUUAGUCGUUCAUUUUAGUCGAGUGAGCCUUUGUGUCGUAGCUGCCAACAAUUACGACGUUGCAGCGUUCUAACAUUUCGAUCCAAUUUCCACUUCUCAUAUUAGCGAGACGAUCUCGUCUCAUUCUUUUGGAACAUGUUCGACGCUAAGAACAGUGUUUUUGCGCUUUGGAUUCGUUAAAAGUUCGUACAAAAUGCGAUGCAAUGUUCCACCAUCCAUCCAUCAUCCAUCAUCUUCUGCUUAUCCGAGGUCGGGUCGGGUCGGGUCCAAUGACCACUUCUCAUAUUAGCGAGACAAUCUUGCCUGAUUCUUUCGGAACAUGUUCGACGCUAAGAACAGUGUUCUUGCGCUUUGGAUGGGUUAAAAGUUCGUACAAAAUGCGAUGCAAUGUUCCACCGUUACUGUGUAAAAGUUUACACAGUUUUUAGUUUUUAGUGUUUAAAUGGAAACCGUUUUUAUCACUUUUUUUGUAGUUAUUGGCAUUUUUGUCAUAGUAGUUCGCAGUUUUGUUCAGCAUUUCAACAUUUUAUUCAUCUAACGGCCACUUCUCAUGUUGGCAAGAUCGGAAAUUCUUUUCACGCUAACAUUACGACUUUUCGUGUUACAAGUGUGUUUUCACUUUGGAUGUGUUAAAUGUUCGUACAAAAUGCACAAACACGACAACCGCGAUGCACCAUUUUUGUGUAAGUUUUCACAUUUGACCUCGUUUAGCGUUUGAACGGAAACCGUAACACAAAUUCCACGUAACACAAAUUCCACUGUUAAUGUUUUUUAAUCACUUUUUCCCCCGAGUUGUUAGCAUUUACAUCAAAGUAGCUAACAGCUCCGAUGUUUCCGACAGAAUUUCAAAAAUAUAUUUCGCCCCCAUUGACCACUUAUCGUGUCAGCGAGAUCGGAACUUAUUUUUACGCUAACAUUACGACUAGCCGUGUUACAAGUGUCCUUUCACUUUGGACGUGUAAAAUAUUCGUACAAAAUACACAAACUCGACGACGAUACGAUAUUCCACCAUUUAUGUGUAAAUGAUUUCAAUUGUACCGUUUUUAUCGUUUUAACGGAAAUCGUGACAGGAAUUCCCUUUUGUUGCCGUUAACCGACAUUUUUGUUCUUUCAAGACGUACACGGGUUUUAAAACUCCCGCAUUUAGACCCAGACCGUUUUUUAUCUUUAAUUAAAAAAUCUCACUUACAUUUUUGUCAUGAAUGUUGGCAGCUACGUUGUUAAAGCUUUCGGAUUUUUUUCGAUAUUACACGGUUUAUGCUAACAAUGCUACUAGCUGUGCUAGCGCUAAAAUUAAAAAAAAAGUACACUUUAAGACGUUUGCUCCAAAAAUCCUGUUGUGUAAAAUGAGCUGCCAAAACGUUUUAUUUUAUUUUUUUAUAGCCCCUAGUUAGCACUUCAGUUAGUUAGCGAGACAAUCUGUAGUUUUAAGACAUUUUUAACGCUAACAGCGCUAUUAGCUGUGCUACAUGAGGAUGCUAAUGUCGAGAAAAAAAAAAAAAGGGAUCUGAAUGGAAAAGCCUUUCAUAAUGUUUUUAAAAAUGUCUCCUUUCUCAUAUUCAUAUCACCAACAUGUUUUUUUUUAAAUAACAACAAUAACGAUAAAGUCCCUGUCUCGUAACAAUGGACGUUAAAAAAUAAAAAUCGAUGUUUUUUUGUAAGAGAAUGACAUGAAUCAUCGUAACUUGAUUCCAGUGAAACACACACUAUUGUCUUUUAAGUCCUGCUCUCUUUCGUGUGUGUGUGUGUGUGUGUGUGUGUGUGUGUGUGUGGGUGUGUGCGUGCGCGCGCGCACCAGGACUUGAGGUGCACGGAAGUGUCCAAAUGUUAGCGAUGUUUUUUCUAUGGCUGUUUUUAUUUCCCAUGUCCGGAGUCCAAUAAGGAUGAUUAAUGAUGUAAAUGUCCAAAGUGUGGUAAUGAUAUCAUUCAAACUGGAAUACAUGUUGGAAAAAAAAAGGAAAUGCAAUUAAAGCAACUUUAACAACAUCAAA